This is a messenger RNA of Hyalella azteca, 1170 nucleotides long. Its product is annotated as PCNA-associated factor-like. Gene Ontology annotation, biological process: translesion synthesis; regulation of cell cycle. Gene Ontology annotation, molecular function: chromatin binding. The transcript is spliced from 2 exons. The coding region runs from base 36 to 347 and encodes 103 amino acids. The record is from RefSeq and is a predicted model, not a curated record. NCBI's taxonomy places the organism in Eukaryota, Metazoa, Arthropoda, Malacostraca, Amphipoda, Hyalellidae. Gene Ontology annotation, cellular component: nucleus.
AUUCUUUGUUGACAGCAGCAAUCUUCUGAAAAAUCAUGGUACGCACCAAAGCUGAUGCUGGCAGCACUCGAGUGUCAGCUGCAAAGGCACCAAGAAAGAUGACUUCAUCUGCUAGUGCAUCUCCUCUUGGUAAAGCUGGUUCUUCUAAAGAGAGAGGAUCAGGUGGGAACAGCUACAACCCCCAGCCUACUCCCUCAUGGCAAAAAGGAAUUUCUCGAUUCUUCAAACCCAUUUCUCCAUCGAAGGAAAAUGUCACCAACUCCAGUGAUCAUUCCUGCACUCCAAGCCCCACCAAUGACAAAAUGGAUGCUGAUGCUGGACCGUCAUCCAGCAGUACCUCAGGAUAGAAAUUUUUUUCAUUUGACCUAUCUAUAUCUUAGAAUACGUUUUUUACACUGUAGCUUGUUAUUCACUCAAGACUUAUCUACUACACAGACAAGAUAUUGUUCCUGUUUUGUAAUGCUAGCCAAAAAGCAAUAAUAUUUCACAUAAUUUCAACAUUGCCCUUGAUCGAAGUAAGAAGUAAGUCUUAGAAGUAUUCGCACCAUUUUUUAUAUGUUUCUACCAGUAAUAAAAAAGUUCAGAAACAGGAUUUGUAUUGCUGUGUAAUCUGUUGCGAGAAUACAUCCUCAUUAACUUUAUAUCUAAAUUGUGUUGUUUUAUUCUUUAUAUCUGAUCUUUAUAACUUUCUAUGAUUUGCUCCCAAUCACCUAAAAUUUUCCUUGCAUGAAAUUAUCGCAGUUUCAGAGCAAGAGAAGCAAGGCCCUGAUACUUCAUUGUUACAUCUCUCAUUUAGUAAUUUCUUCGUAUCAUGAGCAGAAAUAAUUUGAUCGGAACUUCUAUUGCCCUGACUUGUUAUGAAGAUAGCAUGAAUAAAUGACACAAUGAGACGGUUUGAAGAUGCCGUUUAGUUGCAAGAUUUUCACUCGAGUACAAUUUUAGUAGAUAAGCAUUAACUGUGUGACUUCAGCGAUAAUUAAUGAAAUGUUGUGAAGUGUUUCAUUCAUUGCCUGCUUACCUAAUAAACACUACAUACUUGAAAUGGCGGCCCUCCUGACGCCCUUCAGAAGAUAAUGUUGCACGUUUAUUCUAAAUUGAAAUAGUUUUGGCUUAAGUUUAAUACAUGCAUGCUGUCGUUCAAUUGUGCAUAAUAGAUAAUUUCGUAUUUCA